GCCCCCUGCCAAUGCGACACCCCCACCCGGCCUGCUAAACGCUAACGGCCGUAUUUUGCCUGACCGCGCGGCUAACACGAUGAGCCAGAUGAACUCGCCUGUGGGCGGUGCCGGGCCUGGGGCCGGCGGCAACUUCCAGCUCCCUCCGGGUGCUUGGGGGCAAAUGCUUCCCCCAGGUGGGAAUACCGUGCCCCCCACCGGGCAUGGCCUUGUCCAGGGCCACCCUGGCAGCCUGGGUAUGGGGUUGGCAGCGGCGGCGGCGGCGGCGGCGGCAGCGGCGGCGGCGACAGCCCCGAGCCCCGCCCCGGGAGGCAUGCAGCACCUCGGCCCCGGCGCCUUCCCACUGGCCAGCCCGCCAGCGAGUCCCAGGCCGCUGAUGAGCAUGUUUGCCCGACCGGUCGCCAAUCCGACCGGCCUCUUUGCCGCUGGUUCCGGCCCCGGCGUGGUCCCCCUGCUUGGAGCCAUUCCCCCGGCUGGAUUGGUGAAUUUCCACAGCCACCACUAUCAACAGCAACAGCAGCCGCCGCCGCCGCCGCCGCCGCAGCAGCAGCAGCCACAGCAGUUACUGCAGUCGGUCUCCAUGCUGCCGGUGUCCAGUCCUAUCACGCCAGCUGUUGCAAGUUCGCCCCUCGACAAUUCCGCAGCCGCGGCAGCAGCAACAGCAGCAGCUCAAAUGUCGCCUGCGCCCUCGGCGGGGCCAGCGACAGGGGCCACGGCGUUUCCCCCUGGCCCUGCCCCAGCCCACGCGUCGGCGGAUCCAUCACCAGCUGGGACCUCGGCCCUUGCUUCAGCUCCGGCUGUGGAUCUGGCCGUGACCCCGGCCCCGGUCCCGGCCCCGGUCCCGGUCCCGGUCCCGGCCUCGAUCCCGACUCCGGCCCCAGUCCCCACUCGACAAUGGUGGCACCCAGUGUCGGCCGAGGCGGCGGCCACCUUCCGGGAGCACCUUGUCCAGUGGCAUGCUGCCUCGCUAGUAGAGCUCGCCGGGCCUGGGCACACUGCCUCACCGGCCAUCCUGGCCCGGGCGCGUGCCCUCGCGGCCGACAUUGCCCUUCCCCAGACAGCCGUCACUCUGGGCCCGGGGGGUGCGACACCGGCCGCCGUUCCCCAAGUGGCCCCGCUGUCGGUCCCGCUCCUGGCGCUGGUGAUCGCGGUGCAGCAUUAUGGCGGCGCGGACCUGGUAUCCUCCACCGGGCUCUGGCCCGUGAUUGCGGUUGGCCUGGCUCUGGGCAUGGACCCGGCCGACUCUGCCAACUUGAGCCUUGUGACGUCACUGACCCCGACCCCGGCGGCGGCUGCCUCUCUUGGGGCCAUCAUCCGCGACCGGUGGCAGCGGUCCCUGGCGCCUGUGGGCCGGCUCUCCCUGGCCGAGGCCCUGAGCGGAGCGCAGCCCCUGCUGAACCUUGCCCGGCCCGGGGCGUUGCUGCUCGGCCGGGAGGAGACCGCGCAUCUGGAGGUCCCCGCACCGCCUGUCAAUUGCGGGGCCGGGGUCUGGCUCGAGCGGACCCAGGCCCUGCGCUACGCCAUGGCCAACCCUCGGGACCGGUCGACGCCGGCCAGCAUGGACGGGGCCUUCGCCGUGGAGUGGCGUGCCCAGGAAGAGGCGGCCGCAUGGGCCGCUCUCGGUCCGCGAACGCUGGUGGCCACGCGCCUGCGCAUGGCACUCAAGUCGCGGCUAUUUAACGAGGUGACCUGGGCCCUGCAGGGUCUCCUGCGUCUGGCCUCGGUGGCUCCAGCCAACUCUCUCACCUCGUCCAUCCGCUUGGCGGACCUCUUGGAGCCCAUUUGCGUGGUCGGCGGCCUGCGCCUGGCCGUCUCGGAUGCCGCAUCUUCCGCUCCCCUUUCGCGGGUGACGCUUCUGUCGGCCCGAGUGCUGGCCACCCUGGCCAUGUCGGACCCGGCGCUGGUGGCCGGCAGCCGGCUGGCCGUGCGGGCAUUGUUGGAACUGACCGACCUCGGCUGGGACGCCCAGGAGCCGGUACCUGGUGCCAACGCCGGCUCGGACACCGUUUCACCCACGACCUCGGCUUGGAGCGCGGCCUGGCUGGAGGUGCCGCUCGGCUUGUCGGACCGGGUGGCGGCGGCGGCGGCCGGGCGUGCCGGCCUCCUGGCACUGGUGAGCAGCGGGCACCCGAUCGCCACCACGCCGGGGGACCACCGGCCGCCGGCCGCGACUACCGUGGCGGCCGUUCCCGCCGCGGGCGGUGCAGCCGCACCGGCCCCCCCCGCUGCCAGCAAGCGCCUCCUCCCGUUGGUGGCCCAGCGGCGGCGGCGGCGGCGGCAGGCGCUUGCGGCGGGAACGGCCACCACCCAGGCUGGCGCGUCAGCCGAGCCGGGCGGCCGGGCUGGUGGCUCGCAGGAUGCCGUGUCUCCGCCCCUGUCGCCCACUUCGCCAGCCCCGCCGGCCGACGAUGCGGGGCCCGAUGUCCCGGGUCUUUGUCCGAUCCUGGUGCGUGUGGCUCAUGCGAUUGGUGCCCUGCGGCGGGUGGUCCGGGUCCGGGCCCGGGGCUCGGCCAAGCGGCCGGGCAUUUCCUGCGGGGCUGAGCGCGACCAUCACUUUGUCAUGUGCGGCCCUGCGUCGCGCGACCGGGCCAUUCUCCUGUGGGCGGUGGAUGUGCUCGGCUGGCGGGCGGUCCAUUCCGACGGAGACCUCCUGGAUGCCGGAGUGUGGGGCCUGUCGGCAACCCACGCGCGGCGCUUUGACCGUGCGGCUGCCGGCUUUGUUUGCGCCCCGUCGGUCUGCCUGCCGGCCGGGGCCAGCCCCCCAUCGGCCAACCCGAGUUUGGCCGAUGGGUCAGACCCCGGGGCCGUUCGGCACAUGGAUAUGGGCCUGGUAGUGGCAUGCUUGGCGACGAUCAACCGCGCGGUGGCUCGCGGGCCACUGGCUGCCUCGGCCAUCAUCGAUACUCCCCUGUUCCAGGGCCCGGCGAGUGGCCUGGCCCCCGGCGGGGCUCCGGCCGCCGUGCUGCCCCUCAAGCAGCUCCUGGCAUCAGGCACUACCGCGCGCGAGGCGGGCCUGGAUGGGCUGCUGGACGCCCUGUUCGCCGGGCCCCAGAGUCCCGCGGGCCAAGGGCUCCCCCCACCGGCCAAGGUGACCCUGGCAAGCUCGCUCUUGCGCUUGAUGGAGGAUGCGCAGCUUCAUCUGAAUACGCUGGACCAGCCGCGGCCGGUGUCGAGCGCGCCCGCGGUGGCCGCGGUGGCCGAUGGCAAGGAGCUCAUGCAGCGUCUGGUGCAGAUGUCGGAGCCUGACGACGUGGCACAUGGUGCCCCGAUGCAGCCGCUGGUCACGGUGUCGGAGUCCCGCGACAUUCGAUGGCUCUCUCUCAUGGUCGCGCGCGUGGCCCGGCCCUGCCCUCGGUCUUCGCUCCCUUUGGCGGAGCUCUCCUCGCGGCUGAUCACCCUGGUUGCCGGGCGCCUGGCUGCACUUGAGCAGCUCAUCAACCAAGCCGAGGCCAACCCGUCCAUGAUGACCGGGACCCGUCUUACGCACCUUCGUGCCCUCAGAGACGCGCUGCAGCGGCGCAUCACUUUCACAACCUCCACCCCACACAUCUCCGAAGCGGUGGCCCUUCUGUUGCCGGGGACCACGCUCGUGAACACCGGGCAUUCCGAGGUCCUCCCGCCCGGCAUUCCAGGCUUCCUGCAUUUGGCCCUGCUGCCGGAUGCCGAGCCCCUGGCUGAAGACGCACUGGUCAAUGCCAUCGAGGCCGCAGAGCUGGCGCAGCUUCCCGGCGUGCCAUCGGCCGGGGCGCUUGCCUGCCCACUGGCGGCGGCGCGCACCUGCGACCAGAGCCGCCUCUCGCAGUCGGCCAUGGCCGCACAUCUGGCUACGGCCCAUGGCCCGGGCAGCGGAGACCCCAAGGCCGGAUCGCUCUGCGGCUGGAACGGCCAAUGCCGGGCGGCAGUCCCAUCGGCCGACCAGUGGCAGGCGCAUCUGGCUGAGCACUAUGAGUUGCCGGUGUCGGCCGAUGCCCUGGCAGGCAUGGCAAUUGCCUUUGCCUCUCCGGACGGCUGUGCUCUCGGGGCCUCGCAGGUCGAUCCUGGCCGCGCUAGCGACUGGUGCUUGCUGUAUCCGCCAUCCUUGUCGCCCACGGCCUACCUAGCGGCGUGUAUUCUGUACACGGCGUCUCGUCACGCGGAUUCGCGGGCCGUGCACCAGGCGGCCGGUCCGUCACCCGCCGCCGGCACCGGAGCGGGUCUCUUCCAUCAGCGCAUGCGCCGGGCGGCCACGCGCGCAGGCGCCGGGGCGGCCGGCCGGUCGCGCAGCACCGCCACGGCCCUGGUGUCGACACCGCUGGGCGGCGUGGCAGCCGUCCAUGGCUCGCGUCUUCCUCGGCGGGUUGGGUCUUCGCAGGUGGCCCUCCCUCGGCGUGGUGACGCCCCGGGGGCCGGUUUGGCCGUCGACCGGCUGUAUGAGCUGGCCACCGGGAGCUAUUGCGCCCCCUCCGGCGUGCAGGUGAAGCUCCCGCCGGUGCAAUCUUACGCGUGUGAGAUUGCCGCCGCCCUGGCCGUCGCCCCCUCGUCGGCGGCCGCCGCGCAAAUGAAUGACUAG
Messenger RNA from Fonticula alba, 4549 nucleotides. RefSeq lists its product as hypothetical. Gene Ontology annotation, molecular function: DNA binding. Lineage: Eukaryota; Rotosphaerida; Fonticulaceae. The coding region runs from base 80 to 4549 and encodes 1489 amino acids. The record is from RefSeq and is a predicted model, not a curated record. The transcript has 9 exons.